AGGUAUCACAUAUCAUGAAAGAACACGAACCGACUGGAAUGUAUUUGACGCUUUAUCAUGCUCAUAUAUCACUGUAAUGAAGUCAAUUGAUUCAGCAGUAUUGAUUUUAAACCAGAUAUUGAUAUCCUGCUGUCCAGUCUAUUUAUACGACAUAAAAUGUCCAGACUUGACAGAGAGAAGAUUAAGAGCAAAAGGUUUCUGUGGCAGUCAUACACUCGACCAUUAUGCUUGCUUGUACGAUGUAAAUGCAUUUAUACGUGUUGAAUCCUGUGAUGUCGAAGCAGAUUAUUCAUCUCCAGGUGAAAAAUACGUUAUAUCUGGUGCUCGAACUACCGUAGCAUGUUCUUUGGAUACAUACCAACCUUUUGCUUUGUGGGCUAAUAUCAGCAGUCGUUGUUUAUAUAAUAAAUCAAAGUGUAAUGAAGAUGGACAGAUACCAUCUUCCAAUGGUUCAGUAAUAGUUGAUAGGUCAUGCCAAUGUGAUUUCAAGAACGGGUUCCAUUUUGUUACCAAACCAAGAGACCCAUGUAAUUGCCUGCCGCUCGAAGAAGAUUGUUCAUGUUACUUUGAUCCAUUCAAUGACAUUUCCAUAGCAGAAUACUUAUGUACUACAGUUACAACAGACCAUAACGAUUCCCCGUUUUUAUCAAAUACGGAAAGUACAGUCAAGUACACAGAACUUGCAAUAUCUCAUAACAAACUAGAUAAAGGUAAACAAAAACUCAAUUAA
Mytilus californianus (California mussel) is the source of this 730-nucleotide messenger RNA. RefSeq lists its product as uncharacterized. The coding region runs from base 77 to 730 and encodes 217 amino acids. The transcript is spliced from 5 exons. NCBI's taxonomy places the organism in Eukaryota, Metazoa, Mollusca, Bivalvia, Mytilida, Mytilidae. The record is from RefSeq and is a predicted model, not a curated record.